This is a messenger RNA of Colletotrichum graminicola M1.001, 1902 nucleotides long. Its product is annotated as nucleoporin protein Ndc1-Nup. Bases 1 to 1902 code for a protein of 633 amino acids. Lineage: Eukaryota; Fungi; Ascomycota; Sordariomycetes; Glomerellales; Glomerellaceae. Gene Ontology annotation, molecular function: spindle pole body-nuclear membrane anchor activity. Gene Ontology annotation, cellular component: nuclear pore transmembrane ring; spindle pole body. The record is from RefSeq and is a predicted model, not a curated record. Gene Ontology annotation, biological process: nuclear pore organization; spindle pole body localization. The transcript has 3 exons.
AUGGCACCGGCAAUAGUCAGAAGGGCUCCUUAUAAGGAUUUUCUGCAGCCUGCGCUUCAAAGGCGAUUUUCUUCCACCGCGACCAUUCUCCUUGGUCUAUCUUACGUCCAAGCCAUAUUGCUCUCUGGCUGGAGCUCUUAUUUCUGGUCUUGGUUCCCCAUUGGCCCCGCUGGCUUCCGAACGAUAUUCCUCUUCACCUGCGGCCUGUCGAUCCUGGUCCUGCGUAUUGCCCAGUACCACGUCGGCGCCCGCGCUUCCAACUCAACCUUCCACACGUUCACACAGUUCUUUUUCAGCAUCCACACCCUCGAGGCAUUUCUUUUCUACAGCUUCUCGAGCGCGCUUUUUAGCCAUGUGUACCUGUGGUCCCUACCGGAGAGCGCCAACUUGGGAUGGGUCACGUACUAUAGUGGGGGCGAGCGCGCCAGGGUGAACGAGAGAAUGCUGUGUUUCUACUGCUACAUGGGUAUCAGCGCUGUUGUCCAGGCCAUCUUCCACUUCUACCACGACACCGACAAGCUCAUCAUCGACGUGUCGAGGUCCGAGGGAGACGAAGCCAAGGCCUCGGGGGAUGCUUCGCUGAGCAAGGUCUUGGGCGAAGUGCCUGCGAUCCUUAUCCAGUCUAGUGUUCGAUGCCUCAGCGUCGCUCCCAUUGCCGCCGUGGUUCACAUGCUGCUUUUGCGGUCCUUCGUCUGGGGAUGGGCAUUAUUUUUCCUGCGACCGUUCUACAACAUCCCGAAAACCAACAUGCUGCCGCCUACUCAGCCCUGGGACAUGCCUUUGUUUUUCCGUUGCGCUGUAGCCGGCUUCCUCCUCAACAUCGUAUGGAAGACGGCGAACCAUGCGUUUUCGACAUUCAUGGUGAAGCCCCCGCUCAAGAAUGGCAAGCCUCUCACCAGCGAAUCCAAGGAUCCGAACGGAAGUCUUCUCAACGGACUCAAGAGCAAGAAAGACCAGAUUCGGUGCUUUGCCCUCUGGGAGCUGGCGUACAUCGCACGCAAUGACGAAGGCAGGCGCAAGGCCAUCUUCCAGGACAUCGAUCGUAAGGAUGGCUCCACGUGGUCCCAGAUCUACGUCCACUGCCUCAAUGUCAUCAAGAGUGUCGAGAACAGAAUCGAUGACUACGGGAAGCCUGCGGCUGUUCCGGUUGCUCCUGUCCAGCCUGAAGAAGCGCGGGCUCGCUCCUCAGCUCCUUUGAAAGAGGACCCAAUUUACCAGAGCAAGCCCGCCAACAGGACGGUGCGCGGCGAGAUGGAGAAGGCUCUCAGCCAAGUUGGGCGGCAUUCCGGCGCCUCGCCUAUAUCACAGCUCAGCCCCGUGGCGAAGAAGACGCUCCGAGGCGCUCGUGAUAAGAUUUUGAGCAAGGAACAGCAAGAGGCAUUGUCAUCGCCUCAACUGAAGAGCCAGUUCCAGACAUGGGCUCUGAAGGUCAUCAGCAACGAGUACGUCGGCUGGGUUUUCCGCCAAGAGUUCCGGAACCGACUCACCGCCGUUGUGCUCGGAACACCCUACUCAGAGCUGAGCCAAUACGUCAAUGCGGCCGAUGUGCUCAGCCUGUUGGCUGUACACAGCCUUAUGGAGGAUACGUUCGGCAAGGUCCACAAGGACAUUCCUACCAUCAUCAGGACUUUCACCACAGUCAUCAGCAAGAUUGAGGCGUUCAAGGCCAACUUUCCAGUCCAUUGGACCGAUAUCGAGCAGAACAGAGCCGCGCCGGAGGUGGAUGCUCUGAUUUCAGCCUUGAAGACAGGCUUGACCCAGGUGAUUGCCGAGUUUGAACCUUACAGCAGUGACCUGAGGUUGACUCGCACGGACAUGAGACUGGCGAAGGAGGCCGCAGGCCAACAGGUCUCCCUGAGAGAGGACAAGCCUCGACUUCCCGAGAUGCAGCAGACACGCUAG